Cimex lectularius (bed bug) is the source of this 1576-nucleotide messenger RNA. It is a transcript of the gene Hsdl2, whose product is annotated as hydroxysteroid dehydrogenase-like protein 2. Lineage: Eukaryota; Metazoa; Arthropoda; Insecta; Hemiptera; Cimicidae. The coding region runs from base 200 to 1444 and encodes 414 amino acids. The record is from RefSeq and is a predicted model, not a curated record. The transcript has 8 exons. Gene Ontology annotation, cellular component: mitochondrion.
UCGCUAUCUCCCAGGAUUACAAGACAUUUCUUGGCACUUGUCGUUUUGGCAUCGGAUCCAUUUGAAAAGCAAAUAGACAGAAAAUCUAGCAUAUUUCCACUGUGGCAUGACUGGGUUUUAGCUCGAGUUCGUCUUCUUCGGUGCCUCGAAGGUUUUGACAUAAGCAUAUUCCUCCAACUGGUUCCAACAUCGGAAAAAUAUGAUCAACACCGGGAAACUUGCUGGAAGGACCCUUUUCAUAACUGGUGCGAGCAGGGGGAUUGGUAAGGCGAUCGCCUUAAAAGCAGCCAAAGAUGGUGCCAAUAUUGUCAUCGCCGCCAAGACGGCUGAGCCCCAUCCUAAACUCCCUGGUACCAUCUUCACCGCUGCCCAAGAAAUCGAGAAUGCUGGUGGGAAGGCCCUUCCAUGUAUCGUUGACGUUCGGGAUGAGAAGCAAGUCCAGGAGGCUGUUGAGAACGCAGUAAAAAAGUUUGGAGGGAUCGAUAUCCUUAUAAAUAAUGCCAGUGCCAUCUCGCUCACAGGCACCCUUGACACUGACAUGAAAAAAUACGAUUUGAUGCAUAACAUUAACACCAGAGGGACUUUUCUCGUAUCUAAGGUAUGCUUGCCAUAUCUGAAAAAGGGGAAAAACCCACACAUCGUGAACAUCAGCCCUCCUCUCAGCAUGAAUCCUUUCUGGUUCAAGAGCCAUGUUGCAUACACAAUGGCAAAAUACGGCAUGUCAAUGUGCGUUUUGGGUAUGGCUGAAGAAUUCAAAGAGGACGGUAUUGCAGUCAAUGCCCUUUGGCCGAGAACUGCUAUUCUUACUGCUGCUAUUGAGAUGCUGACUGGCAAGGGAUCAGCUUCACAUUCAAGAAAGCCAGAUAUAAUGGCUGAUGCGACUUACGCCGUUCUUUUAAAGGAUUCCAAAACCUUUACUGGGCAAUUUUUAAUUGAUGAUGAAGUGCUUAAGGCUGAAGGCCUCACUAAAGAGCAAAUCGAUCAGUACGCUUGUGAUCCAAGUAAUGUAGAGAACCUAAUGCCGGAUUUCUUCUUGGAUGAGGCAAUAUCGUACACACCUAAACAGGAAAGUAGUAAUAGCAGCAGUAGCACUAGCUCUGGAGGGGACAAGUCUGUUGAGACGAUUUUUGCAGCGAUUACUAAAAGGCUGAGUCCAGAACUCGUCAAGUCCACACAAGCUGUAUUUCAGUUUAAUCUGACAGGUUCAGAAGAGGGAGUUUGGUUCUUGGAUUUGAAAAAUGGUUCUGGUGCUGCUGGUAAAGGAAAACCAUCUCACACUCCAGAUUCGACAUUGACCAUGACAGGAGACAAUUUCUUCAGCCUUUUCUCAGGAAAAUUGAAACCGUCUGCAGCCUUCUUGACUGGGAAGCUGAAGAUUUCUGGCAAUCUUCAGAAGGCAAUGAAACUUGAAAAACUCAUGACAUCUCUAAAAUCAAAACUCUGAAAAUCACAUCUUUUAUUUCAAAUCAGAAAUUUUAGACUGUUUUUCAAGCCUUCUAGCUCAGUUAUUUUUAUAGUUAAAAGAUUCUGUAUUUUAUAGAAAUUUUAUAUUGAUUUUGAUCAAGCAGAUGAGUUA